GUGCGGAGAGGAGACGUUGCGGUGGGCGCAGCAUCCACACAUACAGCGAGAAGACGGCAACAAUGGCCGAUAUAUCACUGUAUCUGACUAACGUUAAUGUGGCGAUAGGACAGAACAUGGCCGUGGAGCAGAGUCCAAACCCGGUUAAGGACUUUGAGUGUGUGGAGCUGGGGGAGCAGGACAAGAGAGAGGAGCAGCAGCAGCAGAGGGAGAAGGUUCCUCGCAGGAUCAUCCAUUUCUCCAGCGGGGAGACCAUGGAGGAGUACAGCACCGACGAGGAGGAGGCCGAGGACAAAGAGUCAGAGAGGAAAGACCUGCUGUCCUCCCCGGUUGAUGCGGUGAGGUCAAAGAUGACUUGGGGUCCGUACUUCUGGUUCCACAUGUGGAGAGCUGCCACAUCCACCAUCUCAGCAUGUGACUACCUGGGGGAGAGGAUGGCCUCCCUCUUCGGGAUAACAUCGGCCAAAUAUCAGUACGCCAUUGAUGAAUACUACAGGAUGAAGAAAGAGAGGGAGGAAGAGAAAGAGGAAAACCACUUGUCAGAAGAAGCGGAAAGAUCCUUCAACCAGCUACAAUCUCAGGAAGACGAGGACGAGCCAAUCACCAUGACAGACCACCCGGACGUGUCCGCCGCUCACCCUGAUGUGACCUAUCAGGUCGAGAAUGAAAAUCAGGUACCUCCAAGCACUAUCAGGGUCCCUGCUAUUGUCAUGGCAACCUAACCAUCCGUAGAGAAGCACGUUUGAGCUUUAAUGUCUGUCUGUUUAUUAAAGAAGGAACACCGUCUUGUUUCACCAAGCACCGUUUGGUUUGUGUAUGACACAGCUAGUAGAUGGGCAGUGCUGCUGUAUGGUGGUUGUUUGGCAAAGACAGCAGUGGUUGAAUUUCUCCUCUGAUUACCAGGUGUCCCUUAGCAGCAGUGUAGCAACUGAUGAAGUAGCUGCUGGAUAAUGUAGCAACAUCUUUUGAUGUUUGGAUCCAUGAAAAUUAACUAUAGGUGUGUUAUGAAACACAUACGAGUCAGAAAAUGUGAUAAAAAUGUUUUCUUUACAUGUUUUGCCCAUUUAGACCAACGGUUUUCCGUUUCGGCUUGGUGUGUUACAUUAUCCAGCUUGUAUGGCUUUGUUAGUUGCUACAGCAGCCUCCCAGAUUUGAGCGUCUGCUGUGGAGUGAAGGUUAUACGUUGCUCCCAUGUGCCUCUGACGGACCAGACACUGUGCCUAAAUCACCAAUACAGCCAAGUCAGUGCCAGAUCUAGACUAAACAUUUGUCUGAAAAUGAUUUAAAGUGUGUGAAGACGUAAAAUAACCUUUGAUUUAGCGUGUACACUCGGCUUUGGAUGAAGUUUAUCAAAUAUUUGAUGCGUUUAACAGCCUUUUUUGUCCAGAUCUGGUCAGAAUGGUGCGUUCUUGACACACCUGGCUGCACCAAAAACACUGACCUUUUUAACACAACCUCACCUGUUUAACUGCUGUCUGUAUUAAAGCUUAUGAAGCUUGUAUUGCACUCAACAUCUGUGGAAGCACUGAGCAGACUUAGCCUUGGUUAUCAAAUCAUCUGUGGACCUCGAGACUAACAUUUUGUGAUGAAAACGCUAUGAAAACGGGUUUAGGUGUUCUGUGUUGCUCUUAUUAUCUGCUGCAUCUACUACCAAUAUAAAACACACAGUAGUAGGUGUGGUGUGCAGGCCUUUGAUUAUGGCAGGGAGCAUUGUUACACUAAGUCUGUAUAAAGACAUGCAAACUUACAUUUUUAACAGUUUUUGGUACGAUUUUUGAUAUUUAUGUAUUUAUUUGACCAAACUGACAGCACUUAAUUUAAGGGUUUUUUUUCUAUUGUUUUGGUAAGUAACACUGUAAUGAACGGUUAAUAAAAUCAUAGUUACUG
Messenger RNA from Toxotes jaculatrix (banded archerfish), 1887 nucleotides. RefSeq lists its product as uncharacterized. The transcript has 5 exons. The record is from RefSeq and is a predicted model, not a curated record. Bases 63 to 722 code for a protein of 219 amino acids. NCBI's taxonomy places the organism in Eukaryota, Metazoa, Chordata, Actinopteri, Toxotidae.